Messenger RNA from Diceros bicornis minor, 3186 nucleotides. RefSeq names its product DExH-box helicase 58 (gene DHX58). Gene Ontology annotation, molecular function: hydrolase activity; DNA binding; single-stranded RNA binding. Gene Ontology annotation, cellular component: cytoplasm. Gene Ontology annotation, biological process: innate immune response; response to virus; positive regulation of interferon-beta production. Lineage: Eukaryota; Metazoa; Chordata; Mammalia; Perissodactyla; Rhinocerotidae. The transcript is spliced from 12 exons. The record is from RefSeq and is a predicted model, not a curated record. The coding region runs from base 165 to 2177 and encodes 670 amino acids.
UCUGCGGGGCGGGGAAGGGAGGUUCCUGAAGUCAAGCUCUGGGUGGGCUGGCUCCUCCCCUCAGUUUCAGUUUCCAUUUUCCAUCUCGGCAGAGCCGGGCAGCAUCUAGCCUGGGCUAAAUAAACAGCAGACCCAGCGGAGCUGCCCUCAGCAGGUGGUGCAGAAUGGAGCUGCGACCCUACCAGUGGGAGGUGAUCAUGCCUGCCCUGGAGGGCAAGAAUAUCAUCAUAUGGCUGCCCACGGGCGCUGGGAAGACCCGGGCAGCUGCUUAUGUGGCCAAGAGGCAUCUAGAAACUGUGGAUGGAGCCAAGGUGGUUGUGUUGGUCAACAGGGUGCACCUGGUGACCCAGCAUCGUGAGGAGUUUAGCCGCAUGCUGGGCAAACGCUGGACCAUUACAACCCUGAGCGGGGACAUGGGGCCACGAGCUGGCUUUGGCCACCUGGCCCGGAGCCAUGACCUGCUCAUCUGCACGGCUGAGCUGCUGCAGAUGGCACUGACAAGCCCCGAGGAGGAGGAGCACGUGGAGCUCAAUGCCUUCUCCCUGCUCGUGGUGGACGAGUGUCACCACACGCACAAAGACACUGUCUACAACAUCAUCCUGAGCCGGUACCUAGAGCAGAAACUCCAGAGGACACGGCCCCUGCCCCAGGUGCUGGGUCUUACAGCCUCACCGGGCACUGGUGGGGCCUCCAAGCUCAAAGGGGCCAUUGAUCACAUCCUGCAGCUCUGUGCCAACCUGGACACGUGGUGCAUCAUGUCACCCCGGAACCACCGCCCCCAGCUGCAGGAGCUCAGCCCCCAGCACUGCAAACAGUACGAUCUCUGCCAAAGGCGCAGCUGGGGCUGGGCAAGGACUGGACAUCACUGUGCUCAGGCCAGAGGUCAAGGGCACAUAGGGGGAGCAGACCAGCAGGAGCCAUGCAGGAAACUGACCCUGCCUCCAGACAGGACUCCUCCUUCACACCCCAGCCGGCCUCCCUCUCGAGCUCCCUCCUCGCCGACACCGACAGUACGCGGCUUCAUGCGGAGAUCAGCGCCCCCAUUGGGUGCCCAUUCCACGGAUGUGUAUGGGAACCCGCGCACUCUUCUCGUCCAGGACCCGUUUGCAGACAAGCUGAAGAAUCUCAUGGACCAAGUCCACAACCAGCUGGAGAUGCCCGAGUUGAGCCGGGACUUCGGGACGCAGAUGUAUGAGCAGCAGGUGGUGGAGCUGAGCCAGACUGCGGCGGAGGCAGGGCUCCAGCAGCGGCGGGUGUACGCGCUUCACCUGCGGCGCUACAACGACGCGCUGCUCAUCCAUGACACGGUCCGCGCCGUGGACGCCCUGGCCACGCUACAGGAUUUCUACGACCGAGAGCGCGCCACUAAGACGCAGGUCCUGCGUGCCGAGCGCUGGCUGCUGGCGCUGUUCGAUGGCCACAAGAAUGAGCUGGCCCGCCUGGCGACUCAUGGCCCAGAGAACCCCAAACUGGAGGUGCUGGAACAGAUCCUUCGGAAGCAGUUCGGGAGCUCCGAGAGCCCCCGGGGCAUCAUCUUCACCCGAACCCGCCAGAGCACUCACUCCCUCCUGCUCUGGCUCCAGCACCAGCCUGGCCUACAAACAGUGGACAUCAGGGCCCAGCUGCUGACCGGGGCUGGGAACAGCAGCCAGAGCACCCAUAUGACCCAGAGGGAACAGCAAGAAGUGAUCCAGAAGUUCCGGGUUGGCACCCUGAACCUCCUGGUGGCCACGAGUGUGGCGGAGGAGGGCCUGGACAUCCCCCAGUGUAACGUGGUGGUGCGCUAUGGGCUCCUGACCAAUGAGAUCUCCAUGGUCCAGGCAAGGGGCCGUGCCCGGGCUGGUCAGAGUGUGUACUCGUUUGUGGCAACUGAGAACAGUCGGGAGCUGCGGCGGGAGCUGACCAACGAGGCGCUGGAGGCUCUGAUGGAAAAGGCAGUGGCUGCUGUGCAGGAGAUGGACCAGGCCGAGUACCAGGCCAAGAUCCGGGAUCUGCAGCGGGCAGCUGUGGUCAAGCGGGCAGCCCGGGCAGCCCAGCAAGAGAGUCGGCGGCAGCAGUUCCUGGCGGACCAGGUGCAGCUCCUCUGCAUCAACUGCAUGGUGGCCGUGGGCCAUGGGAGUGACCUGCGGAAGGUGGAGGGCACCCACCACGUCAACGUGAACCCCAACUUCUCAUGAGGAAACAGAGGCUCAGAGAGGCUAAGUGACUUGCACAAGCUCCCACGGCCACUCUGUGGUUGAGCAAGAGCUGGAAUUCAGGAUGCCAAAUGCUGAGGGGCCAAAGCUGGCCCCGUGGGUCCUACCUACUCUGAAGACAUCAAGAGGGGCUGGCUGUCCCUGAGCCAUCCCCUCAUCCUCUACCCCUAGAGGGUAAGCUUCCCCCAUCUUCUCUCCAUUCAUUCAUUCAGUAAGUAUUUAUUAGGCACCUACUGUGUGCCAGGCCACUGUGCCAGAUCUUCACACAGGUUCUUUCACGUGAGGAGGUAGCAUUUCGGCUAGGUCUGGAAGGGUGGAUUGGAUUGGAAUGUGAGAUGAGUAUAGGCGGAGGUGAUGCGACAGGAAUAGUUCUGGUGGACUUGAGUGGAAGAGACUGUGAAGUGUGAGAUUCUGAAGGAAGACAGACCAGCCUGUGGAGGACCUUAAAGGUCGGGCCUGAAAGUUUAGCCUUUAUCCUGUCGGCAAUGAGGAAUCUUGGAUGGAUUUUGAGCAAGGGAAUGUCAGGGUCAGAUUUACAUUUUCAGAAGAUCGCUCUAAAAGGUCACUCAUUUUAGAAGAUCAGCUGGCGGAAGGGUGGCAUGGGGUUGGGAGUAAGGAUGGAACGGGAUGGAAGGAUGGGGCAGGGAGAUCCGUCGGGAGGCUGUUGAAAUCAUCCAGGCGGGGAGUGCUGAGGCCUGAACGUGGGCAGGAGGGAGUGCAAUGGAGGCAGCACAGGCAGAGCUUAUUGAAGAUCGGAUUUCCUGGCCCCGGGAAGUCUCCGGGCCUCUUGACAGGCAGAAAGGCCCAAGGCCCAGGCAGAGGCUCAGCAAGCAGAGGGCACGAGGCCUGGGGACAGGGCGGGUGUCCAUGGGCGCUGUGGCCCCUCUCCUUCCUCUCCAGGAUCUACUACAAAGUCUCCCAGCAGCCAGUGGUCAUGGACAGAGCCUUCAAGGACUGGAGGCCUGGGGGCGCCAUCAGCUGCGGGAACUGU